Messenger RNA from Spodoptera litura, 759 nucleotides. Its product is annotated as glutathione S-transferase. NCBI's taxonomy places the organism in Eukaryota, Metazoa, Arthropoda, Insecta, Lepidoptera, Noctuidae. Gene Ontology annotation, molecular function: glutathione transferase activity. Gene Ontology annotation, biological process: glutathione metabolic process. The record is from RefSeq and is a predicted model, not a curated record.
GCAGUGACUACCGCAAUUGACACAAGCACGGCGCCCAUUAUUCAAGGUCAAAAUGCCGAAAAAAUUAUCGUACUUCAAUUUGAACGGUCUUGCCGAACCCAUAAGGUACAUUCUUCAUUACACCAAUCAAGAGUUUGAGGAUGUUAGAUACGAUGUGUACAGUUGGCCAGACCCGAAAAUUAAAGCAAGUCUUCCCUAUGGUCAGUUCCCAGUAUACGAAGAAGAUGGCCGUGUUCUUACUCAAAGCCUGGCCAUCACCAAGUAUGUGGCAAGAGGAACAGAUCUAGUACCAACUGACCCUUGGGAUAAUGCUUUCAUAGAGAGUGUCGUAUUCUCCAUCAUGGAUUACUGGAAAAAUGUCGUGCCAACUGUGAGAGAACCCGAUCCAGCAAAAUACACAGAAUUAAGAAAUGAAAUAAUCGAAAAGAACAUUCCAUACUACUUCUCAAGAUUUAACAAACAUUUAGAAGAUAAUGGUGGAUUUUUGAAUGGCAAGCUCUCCUGGGGUGACUUCGUAUUCUGUGGGGUGAUUGAAGCCAGCGACAUGUUUCUGGGCAUCGAAUUGAGCAAGGAUUAUCCAGCUGUUGGUACUUUGGUGCAACACAUCAGGAAUUUACCGGGAGUGAAGGAGUAUGUCAAGGCUAUAGGACCCUACACCAUUGACCUUGCUAGAUUUAAGUACAAGAAAUGAAGUGUUUUUAUAUAUAAAUAUUAUACGAAUUGUAUCCAUGUUCAAGGAGAAUAAAAUAUGAAAAAUGA